AUAUAAGAAAGUAUUAUUUUGUAAUCAGUAUGUAAAAUUAAUAAGGAUUGAGAUUGAACGUUCAUGAUUUAAAUAAUUUCAGUAGAGAUGGUCAAUGACUCUGAUCACUGAACAACAAGACUGCAUCUAUUUCUACCUGAUCUAUCGCGAUGGCGGAUAUUGUAUUAUGUUACGACGAGACAGAGGAGGUUGCGUAGCCAAUGAUGCGAGAUGGUGAAGUGCGAGGUCAUCUCCACGGACUCUCCUUCAACGAUUCAACUCGUGCACUUGUCUGCUAUAAAUGCAGACCUUGUUGAAUAAAAAGGACUGAGAAAAGAUACGCAAGGACAUACGUACGAGAGAGAAAAUUAAUUCUACACAUAAAUGGUCCUUGUAAAGGAUAAUUUCGACAAAAAUACGUACGAGGACAAAACGAUAUAGAUUUGAAAUAAUAUUAUCGAAAUAACGAAUAAGUUUCAAACGAAAUAAAGAAUUCACAUUUUAGUGCUUCGAUCCUUCGGAAUAACUCUUACAUAAUAUACGAAGCCAUACAUAAGAGGGAGAACACAUAUCGAUGAGUCAAAUGCUUUUACGUAAAUGUUAAAGCCAAUUUUUGUAGGAUACUGCUCUUAUUUCACGAGUAUUCUUUUUACUUAUUAAAAUAAUUUCAACGUAACAGGUCAUAACCCGUGACUCAAUUUAACCUUAUUGCUUGCUUUCCAAAGAUAUGACUCAUUAAGUAACAAAGUGACUUAUAGACAUAAAACAUAAAGAUUAUAAGUACGAAAAAGUAACAAGAUUUUGUGGGCUUCGUUAUAGAGAUUACGAUAUUAAAUACGGUAUUAUUCAAAUAAUACGAACGUCACAACACAACAACAACAACGAGUGAUUACUCAUGCAUUAAUAUAAACAAGUAUCCAAUAAAGAAAAGCCGUUUGAUUUAAUUAUAUAAUAUAUAACAGAAUAAAUUUUAUUAAGGAAUUCAUGUUAUUAUGUUUUAUUGAAUAUAAUAUGUUAUAUUAUAAUGUACAGAAAGUUAUACGUAUCUGGAUGGUAGAAUGGAAAAGAAAAAAAGAAGAGAAGGAAAGAAAACCAUAGAAAGAACCCUUUCGAUAGUGAUACGAUGAAUCUUGUGUAUCUCUGUCCUUUCUUACCGCACGUAUGGGCAUACAUCGUACCGGCCGCACUUGACCUAUAUCUUAUUAUGCUGGUAGUGUCCGAAUGCAAUGCACGAAGUGUUUGUGAAUAAGCCCGGGGGGCCCCUCUUUGAGAUUAUCAAGGACAUAAGAAAAUUAUUAAACUAGAUAUAGAUAAAUCUUGAUCGAUAUGACGUAUCCAGGUGUCUAUCGAGGUCCGGUUGGACGCUUUCGACUGCUACCGAGUCUUCCGUUCUUCGGCGUCAUUUAGGAAGGUCAUGACCUCAGGGUAGCUUUACCAUCGCGUAGACUACGAUUGCCACAUUGUGCGCGUGCGAGCAUGCGCGGGAACAAGCGAAAGUAUUUAAACAAGUGGAGAUGUCUUAUGGAAGGCCACUGUCGCUCGAACUGUCACGGAUCGCGCAACGUUCCCCUUACUUUCCUCCCUACCUACAGUCUAAAAAGGAGCACACGCAUUCGCCUGCGAACAAGGAGGGGAAGAUUCGUUCCUCGUUCUUUUUCCCUUAAUUUCCACCCAUCCCCCUUCUCAGCUUGUCCUUGUCGCCUCUCAGUGGUCCUCCCUUUAAAGUCGCGCUACUGCUCAUAAGAGAGCACAGAUUCCUUUAAGAAAUCUUGUCGCAUCGACGUUCAUUCCUUUACAUCAUCUCUAUCUUAUCAAGUGGAUCAUCUGUCGAUGAUCGAUAUUAGACGAAUUUCAUUGAUAACGAUCUCUACGAUAGUAUAAGGAAUAAUGUUAAACGUUAAAGUUACGUAGAAGAUAAAGGUUGAACGUCAUUUAAAGAGGAAAAAAAAGAACAAAAAUCUCGUGAAGUUUUACUCGUCUUGAAGGGCUUCGCUCGAUAACUCGAUGAGAAACCAUUGCUUGGCUAAGUCUUACAAUAUACAACAAAAAAAUAUAUAAGCAUUUCGCUAAUUGGAAAGAUGGACGAGCUAGAAGUUCAACAGGAAUCCAGAGAUAUAGUCGGUAACUUGACGUUCUCGCCACCGCCGAUGAAAAAGUCCGAUACGAGGGACAGUAUCUCUUCCGUUGACAGCGAUGUUAGUCUUUCUUUCGAUAGAAGAGGUUCGAAGGAUGAGGAAGCUGAUCAAUCUGACAGCAUGACAUCUGAUAGCGAAGGAAAAUCGACCGAGGCUAUCGUGAAGCAACAAAACGGUGAACAAGAUUCGGGCAUAGAUUCUUUGGACGAUGUCGCUCAGAAAGAAUUAGGCAAACAGAAAACCGUAACAACUAGCAAUAAGGAAUCUACUGUUCAAGAUCAGCUUGAUAAUUUUGUCUUGCCUAGCGAUGAGUUAAGCGAAAAGAUCUGCACUCAGGUAGAAUCUUAUUUCGCUGAUGAAAACAUUGUUAAGGAUGCUUUUCUUCUGAAGCACGUAAAGAGAAAUAAGGAGGGUUACGUCUCGUUGAAACUCGUCUCGAGCUUUAAAAGAGUAAAACAUCUUACUAAAGAUUGGAGGGUUGUUGGUGCUGCUUUGGCAAAGUCUACCAAAUUGCAAGUUAAUCCUCAGGGUACAAAAUUACGUAGGCUAAAUCCUUUACCAGCUUUCGAUCAAACGACACCCUCUAGAACGAUUUUAGCUGCUAGACUUCCUCUUGAAAGACUUUCUGUCGAAUCGGUAGCCGAAAUCUUUAAACCAUGUGGUGAGAUCGCACUGAUCAGAGUACUCAAGCCUGGACAUCCUGCACCUGCCGAGGUCCGACAGGCAAUCUCAAAGAGGCAAGAACUGAAGCCAACCGAGGAAUGUGCCAUGAUUGAAUUUACAGAUUCGGCAUCGGCUAGAUUGGCACUAGAAAUGAAUUUAGGAGAUGCGAAAAUAUUCGAAUUACAACAGUCCGACAAGAAAAGAAAACAACAGCUGACGAAGAAGACAAUCGUCACGAAAUUGACUAAAGAAGAUACUUAUAAUUCAUCGAGUUGCGCUAGUGGAUCCGAGGCUGAAGAUGGAAAAGCAAAAUACAAAAGGGCUGUUCAUGGAUAUCCUAUAUAUCACGUUUAUCCUGGCCAUCCUUUCCAAGGUCCACCAUCACCAGAUGCAUGGUUAUCGCGCAGAUUGUCUUCCUGUUCAAUUUCAGGAUCAGAAAACGGCUUUGUUUUUCGCCGUUUAUCUUCUAGUUCUGGUUCAAAUUGUUCAGAUGCUAGCAACUACGGUAGACGAUAUUCUUCCUGCUCAUCCGCCUCCGAGACUGGUUGUUGUCCCAUAAUUUAUCCUCCAGGUUAUUAUUAUCAACAAAACCGACGUUUCUCCUGUUGCUCCGGCGGUUCAGCUUCUAGCAACGAGUGCAACGGUACUUGUUACAAUCCUAGUCGCCGAGGUUCAGUGGACUGUGGCCCAUUUUUCCGUAGACUAUCCACUUGUAGUCGAGAUUCGGGUUUCGAUCCGGGGGUGAGAAGACUAUCUUUAUGUUCUUCGAUUUCAGAGCAAAAUAACUUUUGCCGAUCAAGGAAUAACAAUGGCUUGGCCAUGACACACUUGCCUGAAAAUGUAACGAGGAUGCCUUCUGGUCCUGAUGGAACGCGUGGCUUUGGCCGACCUCCUAGAAUGAAUCCUAUCACACCGACUAUGGAACCAGCAUGUUAAAUAUUUCCUUUUCACGACGUGAUUUUUUCCGCGUUAUAGUGAUCUCCAAUCAUCCUUAAACAGGAUAUUCUACUAGAAAUGAAAAUUAUUAUGCGUUUAGAAAAUCUGAUAUUGUUAUAUUUUCCCACUUUUUCUCUUGUACGAUAUAAGAAAAUUGGAAAACAUUUCAAUUGUAAAAUUUGUUAUAUCCGCUAUAUAUUUGAAUUGAACUUGAGAUAUUUCAAAUGAUAAAAGUUUGUCUAUAUUUUAUGUAUAUGUAUAUUGAAUGUAUGAUAUGAAAAAUCCCCAAUGAAAUAAGUACAAAAAUUUGACAAUUAAAAAAAAAAA
Vespa mandarinia (Asian giant hornet) is the source of this 4040-nucleotide messenger RNA. RefSeq names its product La ribonucleoprotein translational regulator Achilles (gene Achl). Gene Ontology annotation, cellular component: nucleus; ribonucleoprotein complex. Lineage: Eukaryota; Metazoa; Arthropoda; Insecta; Hymenoptera; Vespidae. Gene Ontology annotation, biological process: RNA processing. Gene Ontology annotation, molecular function: mRNA binding. The record is from RefSeq and is a predicted model, not a curated record.